AUGGUGGACAUGCUGGACUGGAACAGUCUGAUCGACGAGAGAACAAAGAUAUCCAAUCUACUAGUUGUCCCAAACCUGCAGACUGGUCAGUUGGAGCCUCUUUUGUCCAAGUUCACGGAGGAAGAGGAAGGGCAGAUGAAAAGGAUGCUUCAGCGACUGGAUGUGUUGGCUAAGCAUGCGGUGGAAAAUGGUGUCAGGCUGAUGGUGGAUGCCGAACAGACAUAUUUCCAGCCUGCCAUCAGCAGACUUACUGUGGAGAUGAAGAGAAUCUUCAACACAGACAAAGCUGUCGUUUUCAACACCUAUCAGUGCUACCUCAAAGAGGCAUUUGAUAAUGUGUCCAUGGACGUUGAGCUAUCGAGAAGGGAGGGCUGGUGUUUCGGUGCCAAGUUAGUAAGGGGGGCUUACAUGUACCAGGAGAGAAGCCGAGCAGCGGAGAUUGGAUACGAAGACCCCAUCAACCCCGACUAUGACUGCACUAGCAGAAUGUACCACAGGUGUCUGGAUUACGUGCUGGAGGAGAUCGAACAGAAUCAGAAAGCAAAUGUCAUGGUGGCAUCACACAAUCUAGACACCGUCAAGCAUACACUCAGAAGGAUGAAUGAAAUGGGUCUGCCACCCACAGAUAAGAAGGUGUACUUCGGCCAGCUCCUGGGAAUGUGUGACCAAAUCAGCUUUCCGUUAGCUCAGGCAGGAUUCCCGGUGUACAAGUACGUUCCGUAUGGUCCGGUGAACGAGGUGAUUCCCUAUCUGUCCCGCCGGGCACAGGAGAACCGUGGCUUUAUGAAAGGAGUGCAGAUGGAGAGAGACCUCCUAUGGAAAGAGCUCAUGCGCCGACUGGCCUGUGGAGAAGUCUUCUACACACCUGCGUUAUAAAACACACUCCACUUCUCACCAGAGACUCCUUACAUUUGUUUUUUGCUUGUUCAUCCAUCCAUUCAUAAAUCUUUUUUCCCACUCUCACUGAGGCUGUUCUUAAUAAUAUAGCGCACAUAGGAUACUUUAUUUUAGAAAAAAUACUUGGGUGAAUCUCACAAAACACAAAUACAAAAUAAGAAAGUAUGUAUUUUGCAUACAAAAUAAAGCCUAUUUUUAGAAUCUU
Messenger RNA from Pimephales promelas (fathead minnow), 1102 nucleotides. The record is from RefSeq and is a predicted model, not a curated record. NCBI's taxonomy places the organism in Eukaryota, Metazoa, Chordata, Actinopteri, Cypriniformes, Leuciscidae.